CCCGCGUAAGCAAACUAUUCACCAAGUCAACUUGAACCUCAACUUCUGGCACUAUAAAUUAACGUACGCACACAACUCAUAAUGCCACACAAAAGCAUUCUCACACACUAGAGAAAAUUUCAUACAUAUCCAGAUUCAGCAUUCAAAUCAAUCAAAAUGGAUGCUAAGCAAAACAUUGAGAGGUUUUCAAGCUGCAGGGGAGUGGCAUUUGAGAUCAAACCUCAUGCUGAUCCAUUUGCCAUUUCAAACCAAAACAAUGGAAGCAAGAAGUAUUGGUUCCCAUGGGAAAGAACCUAUUCCAAAAUCAACCCAUCAUCUGGUCGUAUUGGAAGCCUCAUCAGUAGAACCACAAGCAAAGCCAGCAGCCAUUUCUGCGACCUCGAUUUUGAAGACGCCGAAGAUGAUGAUGAAGGUGAUGCUUUAGCUAACAUUGAAGAAGGUCUUGAUGAUGAAAAGUUGGACCAUCCAUCUGGAGCAGCUUCUGAAUUGCCACCACUUCCAAAACUCCCCAGCAAACGUGACAAAAAACCACAACCGCCACAUUCCAGGCUCUCUGUUAUCCUGCUCGAUCAAGGCUUGUUCACCGUUUACAAACGUCUUUUCGUCGUUUGUAUUACGCUGAAUAUCACUGCUUUGAUUCUCGCAGCCACUGGAAACUUCCCUUAUGCGAGAAAUCGUGCUGCUUUGUUCUCAAUUGCAAACAUUUUUGCCUUGACAAUCUGUCGAAGUGAGGCUUUCCUUCGGGUUGUCUUUUGGCUUGUGGUGAAAUUAUUAGGCCAUUCUUUUGUGCCUAUUCCGAUCAAAACCAUGACCACAUCCCUUUUGCAAUCACUUGGAGGGAUUCAUAGUGGUUGUGGGAUUUCCUCAAUUGCAUGGCUCAUUUAUGCAUUGAUUCUCACAUUGAAAAACAGAGAAAACUCCUCCCCUGAAAUCAUCGGCGUAGCGGCCGCCAUUCUUUCCCUUAUUUGUCUAUCAUCUUUGGCCGCAUUUCCUCUUGUUCGCCACCUUCAUCACAACGUGUUUGAAAGAACACAUCGUUUUGCUGGAUGGUCAGCUCUGGCUCUCCUCUGGGCUUUUGUCCUCCUUACCAUUUCCUAUGAUCCUGCAUCAAAAUCCUAUAGUAACGAUUUCGGUAACAGAUUGGUCAAACAACAAGAGUUUUGGUUCACUUUGGGUAUCUCUUUGUUGAUUAUCAUUCCCUGGGUGACCGUCCGACGUGUUCCGGUCAAAAUGUCAUCACCUUCCGGCCACGCAUCGAUCAUCAAAUUCGAAGGCGGUGUGAAACCCGGAAUCCUCGGGAGAAUCAGCCCGUCACCCUUCUCGGAAUGGCACGCGUUCGGGAUCAUCUCCGACGGGAAAAGCGAGCACAUGAUGCUCGCCGGCGCCGUCGGUGACUUCACCAAGACACUGGUGGCGAAACCACCGACUCAUUUAUGGGUCAGGCAAGUGCACUUCGCCGGGCUCCCUUAUUUAGUCAACAUGUACGACCGGGUUUUGGUCGUCGCAACCGGGUCGGGCAUCUGUGUCUUCUUGUCAUUCUUAUUACAGCCUUGUAAAGCCGACGUUUGUGUACUUUGGGUCACAAAAGGAGUUGAGCAGAAUUUCGGGAAAGAAAUUAAAGGAUGGAUGUCGGAUAAUGGACAAUAUGACGGUAAAAGGAAGAAGGUGAUUGUGCAUGAUACGGCGGUUUUAGGUCGUCCAAAUGUGUCGCAAAUGAGUGUGGAUACGGCUAAGGAAUGGGGUGCACAAGUUGUGAUUGUGACUAGCAAUCCAGAAGGAAGUAGGGAUGUGGUCAAUGCUUGCAAAGCUUCUGGAGUUCCUGCCUUUGGUCCAAUUUGGGAUUCAUGACGAUUGAAUUUGAUUGAAACGGGACUGAUUGGGUCAAUUCGUUCAUUCUUGCAUUAUCCGAAUUUUCCAAAUGGGAAAUUGUUCAUUAUUUUUGUUGACUUUUAUUUGUGGCCAAGUUUGAUAGUUGAUACUACUAAUAAUAGGGUGUAUAUCACUGUAAUGAUUUUCUUAUAUAUUCGAAUUGGUCAAUACUAUUGAAUAUUUUAAAUUUGCUUGUUCAUU
Messenger RNA from Oldenlandia corymbosa var. corymbosa, 2070 nucleotides. Lineage: Eukaryota; Viridiplantae; Streptophyta; Magnoliopsida; Gentianales; Rubiaceae. The record is from the annotation of a GenBank genome assembly.